Messenger RNA from Drosophila eugracilis, 2476 nucleotides. RefSeq lists its product as uncharacterized. Lineage: Eukaryota; Metazoa; Arthropoda; Insecta; Diptera; Drosophilidae. Gene Ontology annotation, molecular function: RNA polymerase II cis-regulatory region sequence-specific DNA binding; protein dimerization activity; DNA-binding transcription factor activity, RNA polymerase II-specific. Gene Ontology annotation, biological process: regulation of transcription by RNA polymerase II. The record is from RefSeq and is a predicted model, not a curated record. Gene Ontology annotation, cellular component: nucleus. The transcript has 3 exons. The coding region runs from base 584 to 2476 and encodes 630 amino acids.
GGUCACUCUGCUGUUUUUCGCCGAAUCGAACGCACCCACGCAGCGAACGGACGGAAAAAUCUUGUCGCAUCCCGAUCGAAAAACAAAAUAAAAAAAAAGCGUACAGUGCGGCCAAUUCGAUUGUGUACACAAAUUGUUCAGUGCGUAUCUUCUAGUUACAGUGCCGUGGGAAAAAACAUUGCCAAAUAUACAAAUCUAAAGGCAAAAAAUCAAAGAGUGCGAAGUGAAAAGAAAAACUUCUGGACGCGCUAAAAGUCGCUCUCCCCUGCCAUCCCUCUAUAUCUCUUUCACUCUCUCGCGUGGUGUGUGUGUGUAGUACUAGUGAGUGCGGGUGUGAGUGAGACGGGCAAACAAUUUGCCGCUAAAUACAAAAAGCAGCUGAGACCAGCUGACACAUGUGUGUGUGCGAAAUACAUUAAAGGCAAGAGCAAAAGCAAAAGCAAAAGGCUAUAACAAAGGCUAUAAAUAAAUUGCAAAUGUUUAUGUAGUCAAAUAUCAGCGCAUUAGCAACGGCAACAACAAAAAGCACGUGGCGCAGACAUUUUGGCCACGAUAGUAAGCAAACACAUAAACACGAUUAAACAUGUCCGCCGUACCGGUUGCCAUCAAAACGGAGGAAGUUAUUCUAGAGCACGCCGAAUACAACAGCGCCGAGGAAUUGGAUGAGGAAUUGCAAUUACAACUAGAGGAUUCAGGGGGUGAGAACUAUCAUAUCGAGUACGCCAGCGAGUCGGCCCACCAAGGUUCUCAGCGUCGCCAGUCGAGCAUGAGCGGUACGAAUACUUCAAAGGGCGGGGGAGGAGGCGGUGGGGGCGGAGCCUUGAGUGAUGGAGACGGAUCUGGAAAACCCCUUGUUGACAGCGAAAAGAGGAUGCGCCGGGAAAUCGCAAACAGCAACGAACGCAGACGUAUGCAGAGCAUCAACGCCGGCUUCCAGAGUCUACGAUCACUGCUCCCAAGACACGAGGGCGAGAAGUUAAGCAAGGCUGCCAUCCUGCAACAGACUUUCCAAUACAUUGUGGAGCUUGAAAACCAGAAAACGCAGCUGCUGACACAGAACAGUGAAUUGAAGCGACAGGUGGGCGAGCACGAAGCCGGGGGUGGUGGUUCUGGUGAGGGUGGUGCCAACUCCGGCGGAAACUACAACGAUUCCAGUGUCAGCGGAGGCAACUCAACGGCGGUGGCUGUCAAGAAGCGCAAACUGACGGACAACGUUAUCAACAUCCAAGCGAUUAGUGACAGUUCCGAUGAAGGUCUAGGCUCAAUGUCGCCGGAACCGAUGACACUGCUAACAGCUGGUGGAGCGGCGGGCACCAAAUUGAGCAAUGCCACCCUCAUAGCGGCAAAGGAACUGCAUGAGUCUAAGAAGCAGCUGGAGAAGGAGCGAAGUCUGCGAAGACUUCUCGAAGAUGAGCUGCAGAUGAUCAAGCGUCAGCUGUACAGUGUGGCUACCGCACCACCAGGAACUGCAGUGGCAGCCGCCUCCGGGGGAAAUAGUGGCGCCUUCAUUCCACGUGAAGUCAUCGAGCACACUGAUAACUUUGUUCGUAGCGACGAUUUGGAGGAUCUCGGCGGUACGGUCUCUUACGUAGAAAUCGAUGAAAUGACUGGACAACAGCAGGUUGUCGUGUGCUCCAGCAUUGAAGAACUGGAGGCCGAUGCCGCUGCCGAGAUCAUCACCGAAGACCAGGUGCACGAGGAGGUCAUCCUGUCAUCGAAUAGCUCCACAGAGUCUGAAAACGAAGUGAACGUGAAUGCUAUUGCCAAAGCCUAUGCCGAAGGAUGCACGUCGAGUGCUGCGAUGCUGCAGCCCAUUCUGCAGGCGGCCAUCAAGGCCACGCCCAAGGUUGAGGUGGAACGCAUACACGAGAAGAUUGUGAAAGUAAAGGCGGAGAAGCACGAUCUGCCAUCGAUUCAGACCCACUAUCAGCAUCCACAUCGUCAGAAUCUGGAGACCAUAGUUCAGGCUAUUAGACAUUUGGAGGGCGAUCAUCUCUUUGCGGACGGAAGUGGUGGCCAAGAGAAGUUUGGACAGCAACAGAAUCUUCAGCAGCAUCACCAACAGGUGUCUGGCGUCCACCACCAGCAGCUGCAUCAUCAUCGUCUGGCACAGGAUGCCCCGCUUGCUCUCACUACCACGGGAAAGCAACAUGCGGCUCUGGCGGAACUCCGACCUUUUCUUCAACUCAAGAACGGCGGUAACAAGCAGGUGAUCAUUACGGCCAAAACGGCUAAGGAUGCUGCCGGAUUGAUCUCCACGAGCAGCAGCAGUACCACGGUUACGCCGACGGCAAUUUUCAAGGUGCAAACAACGGGCGGACAUGGGAGUAGCAGCCAUUUGCCUACGGGUUCGACAGCGGGCACCAUAAUCACCGGGAGCAACGGCAGCGGUGGCUCCCAGCAAUUGACCAUCACCACAGCCUUGAAACAAUGCCGACCGGGCGUGAUAGUGGCGAAACAGUUGCCGUCGUCCUGA